AUGUCUUCACCUACUUUGCCCUCGAGCGUCUCGAGGAAAGGCUCCAUCCCAAAGCCAGAAUACGGCAGCGCAAUACAAGUCAUCAAAUACGAAGACAGAUUAACAUUCGAGAAGAUCCCACAACCAGAGAGAAAAGGUUCCGCGUUACGAUUAUGGAAAGAAAUCCGACGAGACAUAAUCAAGGAGGAACAUCUCGAUGACACUGUUCCCCACAUUAGCAUAUCUCCAAUCAACGGCGAUCUUCGCAAAUGUCUGGUUUGCAUUGAGGGACCCCAGAAUACUCCAUAUGAAGGGGGCAUCUUCUGGAUCACUUUGAAGUUCCCGGAAGAGUACCCUUAUGAGCCUCCAGUUGUGACGUUUCUCACCUCGAUUUAUCAUCCCAACAUCAACACGCUCACUGGAAAAAUUGAGUUGUGUGUGCUGUACAAUAAGAUUUAUGAUAUUUUUUGGGAUGAUGGCUAUGAUGGAGACAAGGAGGAAGAAGGGGAAGAGGGCAAGGGUGGGAAACUCAAGCAUAAUCCGAAAAUGGAGAAUCAAGGGAAAUAUCUUAAAUUUUCAAUUGGGGGAGAUUGGGCCAAGGCAUUCGAGAAAAUGACUUUGAAGGAGGCGUCCAGUGAUUGGGCACCCAUUGUAAAAGAGAGAACGGAUACAUGGUUACCCAGUAUGACCAUCGAGUCAUUAUUGGUGGAAAUCGUAUCAGUUCUUGGGGACCCGCGAUUGGAAAUCGCCGUUGAAUCAGAGAUUGCAAAGUUGUAUGAGGUGGCCUAUGAGGAAUAUUUCUGUGAGGCUAUUUCUCACACCAAACGACACGCAACUGGGACCAGACCUAUCACACCUAAACGGUCCAAUCAAAAGGCUGUACUCACUGAUUCAAAUGCUGCGGCUCAAACUUCUCAAACUUCCACAGAUUCUCCCGGAGCUCCUCGGACGAAAGCAAUACUGCAUCUGUACAGGAACAGUAAGCAGAGCGUCUAG
Messenger RNA from Hymenoscyphus albidus, 975 nucleotides. The record is from the annotation of a GenBank genome assembly. NCBI's taxonomy places the organism in Eukaryota, Fungi, Ascomycota, Leotiomycetes, Helotiales, Helotiaceae.